AUGUCCAAAUCCUCAGACGUCAUCCUGCGACUCCGCCCGCACCUCGUCAAACCGGAAUCUUCGUUGCCCGAACAAGAAGGUUCGACCGCCGUUGCUCCCGCAACUCCGUCGUCAGCCACUCGACGGACCGCCGCCCUUCUUUUGCGCUUGAACAAUCGCGUAGUUGACUCUGCUGAUGAUGAAGAAGAUGAAAUAGAAGAAGAUGAAAUAGAAGAAGAGAGCGCCAUCGAAGACGAGGUAGAGCAAAACCAGGUAGAGGAAGAUGGGCAGGAAGUACCAGAAGAAGAGGAAACAAUGGGGUAUCUAACUCCUUAUGUCGCCUCCGCCAAGAGUAAGAGAGUCGCUGUUGGUGAUCGAGUGGAGAUCUCGCCCUCUUCGGUAACGGUCAGCAACGGGACUGUAGUCGUCUCCCAUGGUUCGACCGUCACCCGUUUUCACGACGUACGGGUUCAAGUGUCGCCGUACAUGUCCAGAGGUCAAUUGGAUCCAGAACUCUUGCUAGCAGAGGUGGAUGUCGAAGAUCGGUGUGAUGGUUGCCGUAACAUCCAGACUAAGUUCCUCCCCGCCACCAUGAAAAUGAUGUCCUGCAUGACCCCCUUAUUUGUCGCUCCAGACGAAACGAUUCAUAUUGGUGGAAACGCCGAAAAUCACCUAUCCGUUUCAUCGGUCCAUGUUUCGGGGAUUCCAAGUUCUUGGGGGGAUCCUAGUGUCAAUGGUGGACAAUGGGAAUACCUCCCUUUCUCAGCUGGGGGUGACGGGGUUGAAAGAAUUAACGAGAAUGGUGUAAUGCAUACGCCUAAAGGGUGA
This is a messenger RNA of Tremella mesenterica DSM 1558, 807 nucleotides long. RefSeq lists its product as uncharacterized. The record is from RefSeq and is a predicted model, not a curated record. Bases 1 to 807 code for a protein of 268 amino acids. NCBI's taxonomy places the organism in Eukaryota, Fungi, Basidiomycota, Tremellomycetes, Tremellales, Tremellaceae. The transcript is spliced from 5 exons.